AUGUGGCACUUGUCGAUGGCCGACAGCACAACAACCACAGCACGAGAUGCUGUUCCUGAAGUUGAUCACUCCCUUAGCUGGUGGCAGGAGCGGCAGCUGCCUUUCUUGGCAGCUACGGAGAACUCAGGUGUUGUCCUGGUAGUCGGUGGUUCUGACGGCUCGGCUGCGCUUCGCUGCUCCGUUAUCCUACCGCUCCUCCUCUUACAGCACGACUGGGCUCCUCAGCGAGUACACCGGCACCAGCCCCAGACACAUAUAUUAGUUGCCCUGGAGACAAGAACUGCAGCAGAAUCAGCCGCAGCAGCUGCCAGGGAGUGGGGUGGAGGGCGUUAUGCAUCAAGUAUUAGUACACAUAAAAGCACCAUCAGCAGCAGUACCCAAAACAGCAGCUCUCCUCCCCGCGUCGUGUAUCUUACAACUAGGCAGUUGCUGCAGCGGAUUCUACAACAGCCGUUGCUAUCGAAUUGCUGCGUUGUUGCGCUUGAAGUGUCUUUACAACACGGCUUUAGCACCGAACUACUUCUUCCACUACUGCGCAAAGUGAGACGAAAGAAACCUGCGCUGAGGGUGCUGCUACUGCUACCUCCCGCAGCAGUACAGCCGCAAUGGACACUGCAGCUGGCCCAAUUUUUCGCUUGCAACGAAGACGCAGCAAGGCCAGAUGCUGCAAUUAUUCCGUACAGCUCGGUAAAAGCCCUUGAGGCUGCAGCGCAACAACAGCAGGAUUUCCAGCUGCGCUUCUUCACACCGAAAAGCAGCCGAUGGGAUGUUAAGCAAAAAGAGCCGAAGGCGAGGCCUCAGCAGCAACAGAAGCGGGAGCCCUCAAUAUCCAGUUCAGACGCUGGGAAGCAGGCAGCAGCAGAACCCUUUACACAGGCUUCAGGCGAUGCCGAGUCUUUGGAAUGCAGCAGCAGAAACAGUAGAACAAGAAGCAGCAGCGUUUCGUGCGUCUCGUCAGAUGAAGUGGUGGUCUUGGGAGUCACCGCAGGGCAGCCGCGCACCGCUCGUGGGAGACCCGCGAAACGGAAGAAGGCCAAAAGCAAAGACAAGAAGCUGCAACAGCGUUUGCGGAAAAUCCAGAAAAAGCUUAAGAAGAUGAAUAGCAGCAGUAACGGCGCCAAGAGCAGCAGGAGCAGAGCAAAUGUCAAUAUCAGUGGGUUUUCACGGGAACAAGCAGCUUGUAUCGAGCGAACAGACACGCAGGCCGACGCAGAGCCGCCUAAGCGAUUCCUAUAUAAUACCUCGCACGCGACAGAACCACUUUUCGACAGAAACAGCGACGAUGAAGCAUCAUUAGCAGCAACAGCAAGACCCGCUACAGAGCUGGAAACACAAGGAGGAACAACAUCUGCGCCCCCACAAGAAGAGCCACCAAAAUCUCGCGAGGGUUUAAGCGGCAGUAGAGCAGAGGGUCCGCUGUUGUAUGCCAGCCUUCACGAGGAGUCCUCCAUUUCUAAAGGAAAUUUUUCUUCAGUUUCAAUAAUAUCUGUCACACCACCAACAAAACGCGUAGCUGUUCGCUAUCUUAAGAAUGCCACCCCCAACUUCGUUGGAGCUGCUGCUGCUGUAGUCUCAUUGCUAGUGACUGCUUCUCCAGAGGCACAAGGAGGGGUUUCGCAUUGUGGCUCAAUAUUUGUGUUCGUACCGUCUCAAGAGGAUGUCACUGAACUUGCAGAAAAGCUUCAGCACUGCUUACAGGAGGUAUUGAAACAGCAGCAACAGCAACAACCGCAUUUGCAGAAUCCACCGGUGGAGGUCGUUUGUUUGGCUCCAGAUUUAAGCCCCUCCCUGGCGCCCCCCUCCUCCGCCCUCCGCAUUUUCAUAUCCCCUUCUCUUUUCCCUCCUUGUGUGUCGCCCGCCGUUAUGCCCAUUAGAUUUGUCGUAGACUGCAUGUACACUCGAAGAUCUGUCUUCGAUCCAUUUCUUCGUCUGCAUCGAUUCUGCAAUGUUCCCAUCAGUGGGGCGCUUGCUGACCUGCGGGCAUCCUUGGCAGGACGAUAUGCGGACGGAGGCUGCUGUUACCGGCUCUGCACUGCGAGUGCAUUCGCAGCUACUUGUGCGCGAGGUGCUGCCGCAUUUGCUGCUGCCGCUGCAACUAUCCACAGGGAGGCCUAUGGAGAGUUACCAGCGUCGGCCCUGGAAGACAUUGCUCCGCUGCUACUACAGCUCAAGGCGCUGGGUGUACAUUCUCUGCACCGGCUGCCGUUGUUGCAGCCACCACCCGCUGCUGCUGUUGCUGCUGCUGCUGAACACCUACUGCAGCUUCAGGCGGUAGAUGACGGGGGCCGUAUAACUAAGCCACUCGGAUGCAUGAUUGCACAGGGCUUACUUUCCCCGGAGCUCACUCGCCUUCUCGUUAUCUCUACAGAGCAGGCGUUUGGAUGUUCCGUAGAAGCUGCAGCGGUCUGUGCUCUUCUCGGCGGGCCUCCUGUGUGGCAGCGCCCUGCUUUAGAGAAUUGUGGCAUGUCUCUAAAGGAUCCUUUGGUUGGACAAAACCGUCGGAAUGCAUCUGCAGCACGGCAGCGGCUUGCGCUGUCUCGCGCGUUGCUUGGAAGUAUCGAGGGAGACGCAGUGACAGCCUUGAAUGUCUUUAACCAGUACUAUGAUAUAGAAAGCGAACAGGGAGCUGAAGAAGCCUCCAGAUGGGCGGAGAAGCACCUUGUUGAUGAGCAAGUGAUGUGGCGUGCAUCAAAGAUGCGGAGGGUGAUCCUGAAUUGGAUGCAAAAAUCUGGGCUGCCCUUAGUGACUUGCAAAGGGGACUGCAAGCCGCUCCUUCGUGCACUGGCGGCAGCAUUUUGCCUAAAUGUGGCAAAGAAAACACACGACCAGAUAUACAGGCUGUUCAGACUCCCUGGGUCAGCAAGCUCGCCUCCGUUCGUCAUACACCCCUCCUCUGUGCUAUCAAACUGCGCGCCUCCAUUUGUUGUAUAUGGGCAGGCUUUCGUGCGGGAUGGCUGCGUUUACAUGCAGCAAGUAACAGCAAUCGAUCCACAAUGGCUGCCUGAAGUUGCUCCUCAUCUUUUCACGAUGAACUCCGCAGAAUUCCACACAUAG
Molecule: messenger RNA, 3054 nt
Organism: Eimeria tenella
Lineage: Eukaryota; Apicomplexa; Conoidasida; Eucoccidiorida; Eimeriidae
Product: helicase associated domain-containing protein, putative
Exons: 8
Coding region: 1-3054 (1017 amino acids)
Cellular component (GO): intracellular anatomical structure
Molecular function (GO): RNA binding
Source: RefSeq, a predicted model, not a curated record